ACACAGCACAGAUUCACGGUCCCAAGUAGUCGUUUUAUAUUUCCUGUGCCUUAUCACUUAACGCAAUGCGUGAUAAAAGUAUUAUUGUGACUACAUUGUUAGUAGUUUUCUGCACAUCGGUUAUAGAAUCAGUGCCGUUCAUCAAGAAGUGUAAGUCUGAUGACGAUAAAUGUAUAAAAGAGUCCGCGAAAGCAGCUAUUCCGGUCUUUGCCACCGGCCUGCCGGAAUAUGGUGUCAAAUCAUUAGAUCCUGUUACAUUCGACAAAAUGGAUGCCAGCUCAAACGGCCUAAUGCUUGUACUGACCGAUGUCAAAGUAACAGGCCUUAAAAAUUGUAUAGCAAAGAAAAUCAAACGAGAUAAGCCCAACUCUAAAAUUUUCAUCAAAUUGUUGUGCUCGGCCGAUUUGGAUGGUCAAUAUGAGAUGAAAGGACACCUUCUCAUUCUUUCACUUGAAGGGAAUGGUGCGGUCCACGUAAAGCUGAGGCAAAUUGAAAUCGACGUGGACAUAGAUUUAGAAGAUCAAAACAACAAGUGGAAAAUCAAGCGCUGGCAACAUUCUUUUAAUUUGAAGGGCGAAUCAGAAGUAGUUUUCGAAAAUCUAUUUAGUGGCAACAAAGAUUUGGCCAGCGCAGCUCAAGAAAUAAUAGCCAAAAGUGGAAACGAUAUAAUUUAUGAAGUGGGUACUCCAGUAAUCAAAGCCGUCGUUGGUCAAGUCGUUAAAACAGUCAAUUCAUUCUUCCACGCUGUGUCUGCAGACGAACUAUCCUUAGAUUAAUACUUUUUUUUUUAAAUUAAGAUACACUUAUUAAAAGAUACUUGUUUGGGGAUUUAUGUUUUAUUUCAUUUAGCUUAUUUGGAUAUUAACUUUUGACUGAUAACGUAAUUUUUCUUAUUUUUAAUGUUGAAAUUAACCACAGGUAGAUAUUGGCAUUUACAAAAAGAUUUACGACCCAUAUUAGUUUUAUCUUAUAGUGAAACUUUUAUUUAAUAUCACUUAUACAUUUCAUCUUGGUCUUUAGAGAUAACAACGAUUUUUUUGGCAUCUAAGAAGCAAAGUAAAGGGCUAACCUCUGGAAAGCGGGGGAGGGAGGUGGUGAAUGCUCUUAGUCACGUAGCCGGCUGCGUGGUUAUGUGGGACUCACUAUGAAACCUAAGUGCCUACCCACUAAACACCACCUGGGACUGGUUUUGGCUUGGAGGGCCUUUCUGCCGUAUCGGACGCGACCCCCCUUAGCGAAAAGGGGCGCAGGCGGCGAGUAGCCGCUGAGAGGCGCGCCUAACUAAGACAAAUUAUGUAAAGAGAGAAGAUUCGACCUGAGCCGCCCGGAGUUGGGGGGUCCGAGAGAGAGUUUCUCGGCCUGCGAACUCGAUAGCGAGAAGGAAGUGGGGCUGCAUAGGAAGCUGCCUUACGAAUAAGAUGAUUUGGGUGAGACUGAGGCUAUCAAGAAGUUGUCAGAGAGUGAUUUUAGAAAUUGUUGGAUUGUCGGGAGCUCUAAGUCUUGGUGAAGGUCGGCGUAGCCCGACGACAAGAAUAAUUUUGGACGAUUUGAAGUUCGUUUAGGAUUCUAGGUUUAGCAUGAGCAAAAAUGGGGGCCGUAUAUGUCAUAACUGGUCAUAUAGAAUAGGGUUCGGAGAGAGUUGCGAAGUUGUUGCGGUGCGAGUUACUUUCUUAACAUGGAGCUCGAGAGAGAGGCUCGUGUCAAGGGUGACACCUAAGAAUUUGGCGGUCUUAUGCCAGGUCACAGGGGUUCCUAACAUUCGGAUGAGCGGAAUUGUAGUGGGGCGGCGUCGUUUUAUGUUCGAAGCAAACGGCGGAGCUCUUCUCCGGGUUCACAUUCAUACGCCAUUUUUGGAACCAAGCUUCUAAGUCACUAACUGACUGUUAGAUCUUGUUCCGGAUAGAAGGUAGUGAGGUACCUUUGUAAUAGAGUGCUGUGUCAUCAGCAAAGAGUGAGAGCUGAACACCUUUCGACGGAAUGGGAAUGUCGUUGUUGAACAGUAUAUAUAAAAGAGGGGCAAGCACGGAGCCCUGAGGCACGCCGGCUUGGAUAUGACGCGGAGAGGAGAGCGUGCCUUCGUGUCUGAAACGAAAGGUAUGAUCGUAUAAGUAGAUAACAACGAUUCUGAGGCCUUCUUUAUUUAAAGUUGUUUGCUGUUGUCUAUGGGCUGCAGAAGAUACAAUCAAAUGGACAUUAAUUUUGUUUGUCACUCCAAUUUUUUAAAAACAUUAUACGAUUGCUUUGCGUGCCUAAAUUAAUAAGCGUAAUGCGUUUGUACAUUUAGCAGCAUUUUUCAGCAUCCAAAUGAUC
Messenger RNA from Parnassius mnemosyne (clouded apollo), 2310 nucleotides. The record is from the annotation of a GenBank genome assembly. NCBI's taxonomy places the organism in Eukaryota, Metazoa, Arthropoda, Insecta, Lepidoptera, Papilionidae.